AUCUCCUUCCUGUGAGACUUGACCGAAAAGCGUAAAGACAACGAAGGUAAGACGCCAUUUCUCACCGGUUUAAUACAUUUGGUUUGAAAUAAUAAUUGAAUCGACGGCACAAAUUAUUAUUAUUUUAUUCCAGUUCAUGAGCGGUUUAUGCUCAACACAAUAUAAUCGGUUCGGUGCCAUAUUCUCCGAUUAUUUUUCGGUCAAAUUCGGCGUAAAUCGUUAGACAUAGGAAAAUGGACGAGACGGACUCGGCAACGAAGGGACUAGUGUUGGACGAGGAGUCCAUAGACGCUGCGGGAGAGCCGGUGGAGGAGGGGGUGGAUUCGGAUACUGAGUCGGAGGCCGAAGUCACCACGAUGACAGUAAUGGGAGAACCGGGGAACAUCGAGAUUGGGACCGAGUCCUUGCCGAACUCUGACGAUGCCGAGACAGCUUUUGCAGAAGUCACAACAGUCACUGUGGGGGAUGUCCAAGCAGCCGAGGACAAUGUGUUCACUGCCACCUCAGCCUCCAUACCAGAGCAUGUUCUUACUGGCAGGACCACCCUACAGAUUGGCGAUGGUCUCAAUCCCCAGAAGGCCACUCUGAUAGUGGUUCACACUGAAGGAAUAGUGGACGCAACAGGACUGAAGAACGCUGCAGCCGCCAUGUCCUCUGCCCCCCAGACUCCCCCCACCCCAAUGAAUCCAGGGCAGGAGAAAGAUGGCUCCAAGUACAACUGGGAUCCAUCUGUGUACAACAACGAGCUGCCAGUGCGCUGCAGGAACACCAGCGGCAUGUUGUACAAGAACAGACUGGGCUCAGGUGGAAAGGGACGCUGCAUCAAGCACAGCAACCACUGGUACACGCCCACUGAGUUUGAGGGCAUGUCUGGCCGGGCGAGCAGCAAGGACUGGAAGAGAAGCAUCCGCUAUGCAGGCCGUCCCCUGCAGUGCCUAAUCCAGGAGCGCAUCCUCAACCCACAUGCCGCGUCCUGUACUUGUGCAGCCUGCUGUGACGACCUCUCGUUGUGUACCAAGGAUAGUCCAUCUUACGCAGGGGAGAACAUUAAUAUGACUGGCCCGGUCAGACUCUUUGUUCCUUACAAGAGACGCAAGAAGGAGAACGAGCAGCCGACCACUCCAGAGAAGAAGGACCUCCCCCUCCCACCGCCCAAGAACAUCACACUGGCACCGGGGGCAACAUUCACAGUGUCUCCGUCAGGCCAGAUCACCACGUCAGGGACCCUGACCUUCGACCGGACGUCUCCCGGGGACGCCACAGCCCUUCUCUCUGAGGGCACGGCACAUGGCGAGGUCUUCACCAGCACAGAAGGUACCUACAUGUUGACAGCGCUACCGGCACUGGCCAUGGCCCCCCAGGCCAAGGUGGAGUCUCCAUCCUCAUCCCCGGGGCUGGUGAAUGGGGGGCUGGAGGUGUCUGGGGUCAGGGAGAGCCAGAGGACAUGGCUUUACCUGGAGGAGACGGCCAACAGCCUGCUGAGCACGGUGCAGCAGCUCAAGGCACUGAUCGACCAGGCCAAGCAGGCCUGCCACUGCCAGGCAGGCCAUGAUGCCUUCAGCCAGGACAAGAUUCACGGCAGCAGGAAGGAGUGUACACUCACCCAGCCCUUCCAGAGUCAGAUAUCAUUCCAGCACCCAGACGACCCAGAGGGGAAGAGAGGCUCAGAAAUUACAGAGAUCAUAAUCAAGCAAAUGUGCGUGAACUGUGGACGGGAGGCCAUGAGCCAAUGCACGGGAUGCCACAAGGUCAACUACUGUUCCACCUUCUGUCAGAGAAAGGACUGGAAGGAGCACCAGCACAACUGCUGCCAGACCAGUGGGGCUGUGGCUGUCCAGGAGGAGGUGCCCAUGUCAACCAUAGACAUGGACAAAGUCAAGGUCUAGCAGGUAUAGACACUGAAAACAGAUUCUGUAAAAACAGCAAAGUCCUCCUUUCAAUACCUUGGAGACUUGAGCAUGGCCUCUCAUUCAGAACUCAGCCAGCUGGAAUUUAAGUGCUGCUGCUGCUCUUUUGAAUACAUCAAAGAUAGUUGCUAGACUUUGUCAUGUCCCUAGAGCAUGCAUUUGAUGAUAGCUGGGAUUUAUUUUACACCAAACAGAGGUUUUGCAGUAUGCUAUUACAUUGUCUCCUGUCUGAAGAAAUAAAUGUGAAGAUUUUGACUCUUGAAAACACAACAUUACGCCCCGGGACCUCUGUCAAUGUGUUUCCUCUAACAAAUGCAGCUCCGAGGCCUGUGUGCUUCAGAUGAUCAAGUAUUUGAAGAGUAGUGAUUGCUUCCCUCAACCCACACUGGUGUCUAGUUAGAUUUGUAAAUGUAUCAAUUACUGAAUGACUGUACGUUUCAAAUGUAGUCCACAGGGUUUAAAAACACAGAAUGCCUGUUGCCGAAAAAAGACUUGCUCUAUCAAUACAUUUAUUUUAUUUAA
Molecule: messenger RNA, 2429 nt
Organism: Oncorhynchus tshawytscha (Chinook salmon)
Lineage: Eukaryota; Metazoa; Chordata; Actinopteri; Salmoniformes; Salmonidae
Gene: deaf1
Product: DEAF1 transcription factor
Exons: 13
Coding region: 234-1886 (550 amino acids)
Biological process (GO): regulation of transcription by RNA polymerase II
Cellular component (GO): nucleus
Molecular function (GO): DNA-binding transcription factor activity, RNA polymerase II-specific; DNA binding
Source: RefSeq, a predicted model, not a curated record